Neoarius graeffei (lesser salmon catfish) is the source of this 2417-nucleotide messenger RNA. It is a transcript of the gene grem2a, whose product is annotated as gremlin 2, DAN family BMP antagonist a. Lineage: Eukaryota; Metazoa; Chordata; Actinopteri; Siluriformes; Ariidae. The transcript has 4 exons. Bases 438 to 1088 code for a protein of 216 amino acids. The record is from RefSeq and is a predicted model, not a curated record. Gene Ontology annotation, molecular function: BMP binding; receptor ligand activity. Gene Ontology annotation, biological process: animal organ morphogenesis.
AGACACUGCAUGCAACUGAGACACUUCUGCUCUGUGCCUGAUGUCCAUCAGCUCCUGUGCUGUUCAAAGGAUUCAAUACAUUGUCAGUGAUUCUGAGAGGAGAUUCAUUCAGAGCUAUGGAGGACAGAUGGAGUCAGAUGGAGGAACAUCAUCUGAUGAGAGGUGGAGAAGGAACUGUUUAAUAUGAAGCAUGAACAAUUUAAGAGCCAAUUGGGAACUCAUAAUCAACAAGCAUCAAGCAACAGGAUCCAGGACAACUCUGGGGCAUUUAGAAGAAAAGCAGAUCUCCUUCUCCUGUUUGGACUGGCUCCUUUCCCUGCAUGGAUCAGCUUUGACUUGACCACUGAGUGACUUUGUUACGGGGGAAUUGGCACAACCAAAACCUCGACUCUUGUUGAACACAGAGCCACUCUAACCACAGGAAAAUCAACAAACAAAUGAGCAAGUUUUGUUCCCCGAGGGAAGAUCGACCCAAAACAUCAAUCAGAACUGGAAUCGGAAUGUUCUGGAAACUUGCCUUACCUGCCAUUCUGGCAUGCACCCUCUGUGCAUCCAUGGAAACCAAGAAGCCCCGCCCAAGAGGCUCCAUCCCCUCUCCUUACAAGCUCAAAGGCAAUGAGCUGUUGUCCUCACCUUCCAUCAUGCUAUCAUCCCUGUCUCACCAACCUCCAUCAAAACGGCACAAAGGCAAACAGGAUGUUCUGCUGUCAAGUCGUGAGGCACUGGUGGUGACUGAGCGGAAGUACCUGAAGAGUGACUGGUGUAAAACACAGCCGCUGAGGCAAACUGUUAGCCUGGAGGGAUGCGUGAGCCAAACCAUCAUCAAUCACUUCUGUUACGGCCAGUGCAAUUCGUUUUACAUCCCACGACAUCUGGCUCCUGCAAAUGGGCGCCAUGGUCGGAAACGGGCACCAAAAUCCAACCAAGGUGCUUCCUUCCAGUCGUGCGCUUUCUGCAAACCUCACCGGAUCUCCACACUAACAGUACGGCUUCACUGUCCCAGGUUACAGCCAACGUACCGGCAUCGGAAGGUCCAGCGCAUUAAGGAAUGCAGGUGCAUGUCUGUUAACGUCAAUGACACCCACUGACCAAGGGGGAUUGUUGGAAAUGGUUCUCGAUACAACAAACUGAGCCUGUUCUUAGCGAAUGGACAGAGAAGAGAUGCGCAAAGAUACCUUGAACUGAUAUCUUGAUGGAUAUAAUUCAGUCAGACAAGAAAUGGAGUUAAAGUCUGGCAAUGUGAAGAAGUGAUACUGGACACCAUACAAACAUUCAAUAAUAAACAGUUGACCUUUUUUUUUGUGGAGUAGGGCCAAUUAGUAAAAAGACAUCUACAUUUACUUAUUUGGUCCAAAGUGACUUACAAUUUGAGCUGAGAAGAUGAGGAUUAAGAGUUUCCCUCAAGGAGCCAGCAACUCGACAGUACUGGGAUUCAAACUCACAACCUUCUGAACAGUAGUAACUCCUGAGCCUUUGUCUUCACAUCAAAUCUGGACAAUGGAACGGUGAUUAUAUUACUGGUGUCAAGGUAAAUCCUGUAGCUUGGUGAAGGAUAUAAUCAGACAUCGGGAGUUCAAGAUUUUCACAGACACACAAAAUCUAAGAAACCAAAAACACUUCCUGGUCAUGUGAGCCCAACUUGUUCAAAGAAAAUUGAGUAUUUGUGGAGUGUCAUUGUCAUCCUCUUCUGCCUUGUCCAGCACUGUUGCCAGGUCGGGGUCCAUGUGGACCCUAUUGAUCCACAUGUUGUAUUAAUUGGAGCAUAGUUUUACGCCGGAUGCCCUUCCUGUCACAACUCUCACAUUUCUGGGCUUGGGAAACAACCAUUCACACCUAUGGACAACUUAGAAUAGCCAGUUAACCUAACUGCAUGUAUUUGGGGAAACCGGAACACUCGUUGAAAACCCAGAACCUUCUUGCUGUGAGGCAACAACGUGAACCACUACACCACCAUCCCACCCUAUGUGUGGUGUGUGAAGGUUAAAAAAAAAAAAUCCAUCCCAAGAGAUGAGAUGAGAUUCUACACAACGGCAUCUUGAAUUAGUGCUAAUUGCAAUUAUUUUCCAAAUAAUAUUGGAAAAUUGGUACUGCCAAACCUCCAUCUUAGAUCCAUCCAGGCCAUCAGAAGACUGGCCAAGGCUCUUACCAAACCGAUACCGAAGCAAAAUCUGUACUUUGGUGACAUAAAUAAAAGAACAUUUUUCUAGAUGGAUGGAUUUCAUGAUACAGGAUUCGCCCUGAUGGACAUACUGUAGCUGGGAAACUGAACACAAACACAUCGGGACAAGAUUCUGUCAAUUUGACCACUACUUGACUGUCAAUGUGAAUAUUGUGCACCAAUAUGAUCUAUCAGAUAUUUUAAGAAUAAAUGACAUUUGCUGGGGAAAAAAGCAAUACUGGUACACAUAAACAAUAUA